CUUCUCGCUAUCAACAUGUAUGAACCAUCAGAUGCAGAUUUCACAGAUGCCGAUGCCGAUGCUGGGUACGUUGACGAGGAUGAGGAGGAGAUGCCGAUGGCUGAACGCGAGCUGGCCGAAGAUGCCAUGUGGAAGAUGAUACAGAAGAACACCUUCACAAGAUGGGCCAACGAACAUCUGAAGGUGAUUACUCAAAGUCUAGCUAGUUACUUACUAUUCACUUAA
Protopolystoma xenopodis is the source of this 225-nucleotide messenger RNA. The record is from the annotation of a GenBank genome assembly. Lineage: Eukaryota; Metazoa; Platyhelminthes; Monogenea; Polystomatidea; Polystomatidae.